Messenger RNA from Rotaria sordida, 3335 nucleotides. The record is from the annotation of a GenBank genome assembly. Lineage: Eukaryota; Metazoa; Rotifera; Eurotatoria; Philodinida; Philodinidae.
UAACUAGUAACUACAUAUUUACUUAGUUACUAGUAACUAAGUAACUAUAUAUUUACUUAGUUACUAGUAACUAAGUAACUACUUAAAUACUGAUUCCUAAUGAAAAGAUGAAUAUAGUAUUUAUUUAUUUACUUUAUUUUCGCCUACCUCAUGGUGUUGAUAUAAUCAUCAAUAAAGUAACUUGCGUAAAAUUACAUCACUGUAAUUCAAUGGACGUAAUGAUAAAAUGAGCUUGACUCGAUUGUAAAUUUGUAGAUAUUCAGAAUGGACGACAUUUUUAUUAAUUAUUUCAAUUGAGUUAUUUUAAACAUUGUAUGUAGAGAUGCAACGGUGGCGAUAACCGUACUCACAGUUACCGAUCUAAUUACGAUAAAAUUUGGUACGGUUAUCGGCUUGAAACGGCGACAGUUAACUGGUGAAUGAUCGUUACCGUUGGACCAUUAGUUGUACGUGCAAAAUAAUAAAAUUCAUAAUUAAUAUGGACAAAGCAUAGAAUUACGAUUCACUGGGACUCUGUUCACAAACUAGUGUUAACUUGUGCGAUUGAUGAAACAUUAUUUACUGGAGAUGACUUCUAGGUCUAUGAAUUGAGCUAAAUCAUGUAACUGGAAUGUUAUUCUUCUAAGCAACACACGUGACGUUUUUUCUAAUUUCAAUUUAUCGAGAAUACAGGAUAUGGUAGAGAUGUGUCUGUAUUCUGUAGGUAUUUUCCCUAACUUUGUAAUUCGUUAUAUGUUAUACUUCUAUCAAUAUUUUUCGCAUUUCGAGCAACAAAUUCCUUUUGAUUGAACGUGUAUUUUCUCACUGGAGAUUCAUGCUCACAGAUAAGAUCAUUUUCUACAAAUUUAAUGACAACGAUAUCGCUUUGUCAAUCUUCUUAUAAAACGAAUGAGUCACUACAGUAUCGACACAGGUUACUUCGGCAAUUACUUGAAGUUUUCGUCUAACUAUAUGUAUAUGUUCGACAUACUCUUGAAAAUAAUUACGUGUCUAGGGUUCAUUCCAUAGUGACAAAUAAAUUCAAUCAAAAGUACUGAUCGUAAUAUUCAUAUUAGUUUUUUUUUUUGCUGAAAGCUUAGCAAAGUAUUUAUGGACUCUAGUAGUAUAUGGUUUGGAUAAAACUUAAUGAAAGUAAUCAAAUAAAUAAUAAUUUAGCGAUGAAACUGAAGAUAAAAAAUGCUAUAACGAAAUAUUUAUUGUUUUUCUUUCAUUUUAUUCUGGGAAGGUAUAUCCUAUCGAAGCAAUGCCAACGUUAAAAAGAGAAAGAAACGCUGUAUCUGGGAUUGCGAAUAAUGCGCACUGCGCCUUUCUAACCACUAGGUGAUGAUAUGAUACGAGAAUGCGGAUGCACAUGAGAGUGUGGAUGUGGGUAUGAGUGGUGGUAUGGUUUACAGUUUGUUUUUUUUCGAUACCUUGAGAUAUCGAUCCGUGCGCAAGUUUCAUUGUGCGUAUCUUUCGUAGACCCGCUAUAUCUAUAUCAACUCCUCUUAUUUAAUUCGUGAAAUUGUAUAUUUAUCCAGACAUAAGUAAUGUCUCAGUCCAAUCUCGUCCUCUAAAUGCAGAUUACAGUUUGGAGAACUCAAUGUAACAAAGAAAAUUCUAGAAUGAGCCGUCUCAACGCCUUGCAUUUCUUGAGUUUUGGUUGUUUCACUUAAGACAGAUUGUCAAAGUAAUUUCAAUAUCAAAGGAAAGAGAUAAAUUUUCUUUAUAAAAGGAAUAUAUUUGAAAGAAAAAAAUUCGUUAUUUCAAAUCUUUUAAAACAUACAAUUCGCCAAACAAAAUCUAGCUGCUUUUCCAGAUGAAUAUAGUGUAUCAAAGAUUGAUGUCAUAUGUGAUAAGACACUCUAAAACGAAUUAGUUCAAUAGUAAAGUCUUUUUAAGGUGUACAGAAGCUUCAAAGUCUUAAAUGGAUCUUCCUACGAAUAUAAACUAGGACUCUUUGCUAUGAAACCUGUACAAGAUUCGUAAGUGGAAAAAUGGCUCGUUAUGGAAGAUACAAAAUCAUUCAUGUUUUAUACGAACCCUUUAGAAUUCAGUACAAAUCUCUUGAAGUUCACUAGAAAUCCUGUAAGCGUUCAUAUAAAAUAUGAAUGGUUUUGUAUCUUCCAUCUUUGCUACGAACUUUUUUUCGCCCUACGGAUCUAAUAAAAAUUUCGUAGCAAAGAUCCCUAGUUUAUAUAUGCAGGAAGAUCCACUUAAGAUUUUGAAGCUCCUGUACAGCUGAAAAAUACUCCAGUAUUAACUAAUUUUAUUUAAAUUGCACAAGUCUCUGGAUAUUGUUUUAGGUAGAAAUAACUGAAAAUCUAUUAAAAUCAUAAUCAUAAGACCUUCAAAUACUCCUGUAAGUCUUGAUGAAAUUCUCUCACAACUCAUGUCAAUCUAUUUGCUAAUUCGUGGUCGCAAAUGUUUCAUAGGGCUGGUGCACUUUCUAAAUCAAUUCGUGCUAUACAUGUAGCGAAACACUGUUCAGGACCUUAUUAUGGUCUAUUUUAAGUCUUUCGAUCAAAUUCUUCAUUUCGAGAUUCAAUUGAUUAUGCAGAAAGAAAGAGUGAUUCCAUACAAAGUCUUCGUUGGAAGUAUCACGGAUUUGGCAUGUGAAGACUCCAGACUCUCUCUCUAGGAAGCCAUCACAUUAGCUGGAAAAAUGAUAAAUAAAAAAAAAGGAAACGUUCUUAUUUUGUCGGAGAAUCUCUACCAACAGCCUAAAUAUUAAAACACAUGAUUAUGUCUUUAUUCUCAAUAACUAAAAAGCAAUAUUCAAAACUAUGCUUUUCAGUCAUUGUUGUUGAUAUCUGUAAUUUAUGUAGAUCUUUGGGUACAUUUAGAUUGCAGCAUUCUUGGAUCCGAAGACAUAUCCAUUUCUAAAUGAUGACGAUCGAAAAAUAGCAAAAAAACUUCUUUUCAAAAAACUGAAAAAUACAUCUGCUGCAAACGUAAAUUUACCACCAACUUCAACAAACUCAACAGAAAAUCCAUCGAAUCCUCUAUAUCAAUUAGCAAUUAUGUGUGGUCAUACUGUAUCUUUUACAUCAUUAUCAAUAUCUCAACGACCAAUAACUCUUGAUGAAGAGCUAAGCACGUACAUUCAAUCUGUCCGAACUGCUACAAGUUUUCAAGAAUUCUGGUCAUCGAACGAGAAAGUACUACCACGUCUCGCUCGUCUUGUAAGACGAACAAAUAUUUCACCUAUUACUUCGGUAGCUAGUGAAGCGCUUUUCAGCGUAGCCAAUUUUCUUAGUCGUAAACAAAGAUCAGGACUUUCAUCACGUACUCUUCGGUACCUACUCGUUUUAAAAAAUCGUCAUCUACUUGAUAAACUUGAACAAAACUAUUGA